Molecule: messenger RNA, 2634 nt
Organism: Candoia aspera
Lineage: Eukaryota; Metazoa; Chordata; Lepidosauria; Squamata; Candoiidae
Gene: CCDC87
Product: coiled-coil domain containing 87
Exons: 1
Coding region: 17-2614 (865 amino acids)
Source: RefSeq, a predicted model, not a curated record
UCCUCCGUUCCCCGCCAUGGCCUCGAGCGCGUCGCUUCCCCUGCGCCCGCUGUACCCCCUCGAGGACACGGGAAGCAUGGCUCAGCAGCUGCGCGAGCAGUACCAGCGCAUCCUGACGCCGCUGUCCCUCAUCGCCACCGGUUGCCCCAAAGCGAAGCCCUCGUCGGCCCGCCCCGUGCUGGGCCCGCCCGGCCAGGAGGAGGUGCCCGUGCCCAUCUCCCUCUCUGCCCUCCUGCAGCUGGUGAAGGCCCGGCUGGAGCCGGGGCCCCAGGAAGCCCACGCCCGCCCUCAGCACCUGCGGGCCUUCCGAGACAUCAUCCUGACUGCCGUCAAGCAGGCCUUCAACGACCUCCAGCGCCUGCUGCACGACCCGGCCUUCAGCGCCGACACGAACCGGGAGCUCUACCAGCACCUGUUGACCUACAUGGGCCUGGUGUGCCAGCAUCUCUUCCGGCACUACUUGGGCCUCAUGGAGGUCUGCCGGCUGCGGCGCAUCUUCACCGACUGUGGCAACCUCAUUCGCUUCUCUGCCCAGCUCUCCCUGGACUGCUCCAAGUUUCUCAAUGUGGCAGCUGUCCGGCAGCGCCUAGUACAGGAGAUGAAGAAGCUGACAGACCACCAGCUGGAUUCACCUAUGAAAUGUACCAACCCCUUUGGCCCAAUGACAACCCGGGCCCUGGGCUGCCGCCUGGGCAUCACAAUCUGUUACUUCAUCAGGCACAUCCGACCUCAUGUGCCGGUGGGGAAAGAAAAGAUAGCCCAGGAUGUGAAGGAGCUUGAGGAGAUACCAUUGUUGGACAUGAGUAAAAUAAAGCAGUUAAAUCUACCAAGCCCAAGGAAGGCUAACUUUCCGCAGCAAAUGACCUGUGCUGCCAUCACAACCCCUUGUUCCCGCAGCGCCUUAAGUUUCAGGUCUAAGCCUCAGCAGAUUAAACCAAGUACUUCCGUCUUACUCAGGAGCCAGUCGCUGCCCAAUAUGAGAGUAGGGAAGCUUCUAGCCGAUGAACUAGGCAUCCGUUUAAUCCCUCACCGCUGUAUCAGCCCCGAUCCGCUUUGUUGCUACACCAAAUUCUGUGAAGAUGGUGAAGUCACGGGUCCUGCAGUGCUGGCUCAAGACCUUCAGAGGCUGGUUCAGAGCUCCAUCUUGGAGAAAAGUCGGUGGAAAGAAGAGCAAGACGAGGAUUUAGAUCUCCCUCCCCUCAUCAAAGCUUUGACCUGGUGCAAAGCAAACAACACUCGCCAGCUGCAGCUCCAGAGAAUGUUUAAGUCUCUGCUGGAGGAGGAGCAUUCUGAGAAGAAGCAGAGAAACACCAUAAUCGCUGCCCCAGCGUCUCAUCCCCAGGCAACAACAGUAAAUGUCAAGGUCCAUGAUAGGAUGGUGGUAAAAGCAGCUGAUCUGCAGGUGUCUGAAAGACAGUAUGUGGAAACUGUGACUAUGGACCCAGCUUUACCAAUUUACAACCAUCUCCUGGGGGAGAUAAGUCCCACUACCAUGAAGUCAUUGGACGCAAACCUUUCCACUGGAGAAGACGUCAAGGAGAUGUACAAGGAACUGAUGAACACUAUUCCUAAAGACCACUUGAAGUUUGACCAAGGGCCUUUGUUAGAGUUACCUGCAUCUACUCUUGAUCGUCACUCCUGCUUUGCUUCUUCAACACUGACGAAGAAAAAAAGCGAGCAGAUAAUUAAUACCGAGCUGAGUAAAAUUCUCCCAGCUGGGCCGUUCACUCCAGAGGAAGUCGCAGACUUGCCACAAGCCUCAAAUCUAUCAAAGAAGUUAGCUUCGAAAGAAUACGCAUCUUGGCUCAGAUGGUGGAGAGACACAUUUAACAUCGACGAAUACUUGAAAUACAUCAGUAACAAUGAUUGUGACUAUUUACCAGUAAUAUUUCAUUUGUACAACUCUGCAGAGGAAGAGAUGGAGAAAGAGGUGCAGCCUGUGUUAGAUGAGGCUGAAGUGAAGAAACAGAAAGUGAAGAGAAAACAGCUAAAAGCUGCCGAGCUUCAGUCUCAAAAAGAACAAUUUCACACCGGAUUGUGGAAUACCAGUGGCGUCAGGUUGCAGGGCCUGGGAGCUUCUCCUUAUGACCAUAAACUUGGAGAUUUAAAUGUCCUACAGAGAAGACUGGAAAGGCUGUGGACAGUUCUUCAUUUCUCGGAACAGGAAAGGCUGGAUAUGGCCAUUAAGUACAGUUCCAACCAGUAUUACUUACUGCUUCCAGACAUGCUGAAUUCUUGGGAAAUAGCUGCCCAGCUUAUCCAAGACAGGGAGCUCCUGCUGGUUGAAAUUGAAGAGUUUGAACAAACCGCUUCAGAUCCUAACCGCUUAUUCAGCAAGGAGCAAGGCUCAUUUGCCACUAGAAUACAAGAGUCAAAAACCAGAAGACGCUUGAGUUUGGAGUUGGACCGGCACAACAUGGGGCUGCAUAUUAUCCUGAAACAUGUCAAGGAUGCCUUCAAUGAUACAGUGACUUUCAAGGGUCGCCCGUACCUAGAUAAAAUGGAGUGGGACAUAGUGGAGAUGCUUUAUUGGCUGCAGCAAGAGCGUCGGGCCGUAGUUUUGAAGACCGCAGUCCAAAGCAGGAGCCAGAAAAGACUUUCCCCUCUUCCUUAGAUUGGCACCACUGCCCAGUG